This is a messenger RNA of Haemonchus placei, 1251 nucleotides long. The record is from the annotation of a GenBank genome assembly. Lineage: Eukaryota; Metazoa; Nematoda; Chromadorea; Rhabditida; Trichostrongylidae.
AUGGCUUCUUCACGUGCAUUCGAAAUGCUGUGUAUAGUCCUUCUUGGACUAGGUCAGAUGUGUAUCUUUACGGGAUACGAUUCUCAGUCUUUCGUCGCCGAAUCGGUGCUGCACUCAGUGAACAGCCGCGAACCAACCCGUAUUGAUGGAUUCGCUGGAUACUACGGGCAGGCCACAUGCUAUGCUGCUUAUAUGACCGCUUGCCUGUUUGCUCCAUCAAUACUGAGAAUUUUGUCGGCGAAGUGGACUCUUUUCUUCGGCUCUGUCUGCUUUACUGUUUAUCAAAUAGGAUUUUUAUAUUUGAACAACAUCUACUACUAUACUUCAUGCGCUGUGAUGGGUAUGGGAUUUGCAUUGUACUACUGUGGUCACGGAGCAUACCUAACAUCGCAUUCCACAAAAAAGACACUCGAACAAAACUCGGCCAUAGCGUGGACGAUAGCGUGCUUAUGUAUGAUUGUUGGAAGUGGAAUAUUGGCAGGGGUUUUCUCCAUGAACACAAACCCCGUGGUUCCUGUGGAACUAUGGACGAAUGUGACCGAUAAUCUACCAAAACAUGGAGGUGCCUAUCGUCAAUUCACCGAGCACGAAAUUCGACUGAUGUACGGUGCAUUCGCCGUAGUGACCUUCUGUGCAAAUCUGAUUUUUGCUUUUACACCAUCACAAGAAAUGAGUAGGUGGUUCUCCAAUCUGAUUCGAAAUAUCUUUAUCGACAAACGAAUGAUUAUUCUGACGCCUCUGUUCAUUCAUCUAGGACUCUACACCUCAUUUUGGGUGUCCGUUUAUCCAACUUCAUUGGUAUUCACCAAAUCCCUUUCUGCACAUAUUUAUCUACCAGCUUACUAUAGUGCAGCUGUUGGUAUCGGAGAGGUUGCCAUGGGAGUGAUCAUCAGCACGAUGUCCAAGCGAAUCAAAGGAUUCGGUCUUGAACCAACCAUGUUCAUCGCAUUUGGCCUCACCACUUGCCUAAUGACAGUUAUUCUGAUGUCAGUACCAAAAUGGGCAACGGUUCGGCUUACAGAUGAACCGUCGUGGAUUAUUCAACCACAUGUGCUUUUGUCAACGGUCAUUGCAUUCUUUAUUGGCAUGGCGGAUUCAUGUGUGAAUAACCUCAGAAAUAUAAUUUGUGCAUUGGCACUACCUGACAAAAGAGCUCAAGCUUUCGCUAUUUCGAAGUUUUAUCAGGUUUGCCGAAUACUUAAAUCUCUGGCAGGUUAUGGAUGGAUAUCAAUUUUUAGGGUUGGAAAGUAG